AUGCGCUCCUUCACCCUAAUCCAGGGCCUGGCCCUCGCUACAUCAGCCUACGCAGUCGACCCUGCUGCAAUCUAUAGCGGAGGCUACAACUCAUCUAGCCAAGUCCUCCUUCGCAUCGGCAACGGCGGUGCCGGCCAGAGCGGACUGAUUGAGGCGCUCGCCGACGCCUUCAUCCAAUCCAGCGUGCGCAACGGCUCAGACCCAUUCCAAGUAGCCUGGUACAAGAGCGACACCACCGAAUCAAUCAACUACCUCAAAUCCGACACCAUCGACGUCGGCAUCACCUACACGCCCGCAGCCGAGCAAAUCGCCAUAAAGCAAAACAUCGCCAAAUCCCCCGCCUGGUACGCCUGGCGCGACCACUUCCUCCUCGUCGGCCCUGCCUCCAACCCCGCCAAGCUGUCCAAAUCCUAUGACAUCAAGACGAUGUUCUCGACUAUCUAUUCCGCCGCCGAAGCCGGCACCGAACCCCCCGUGCGCUUCCUCUCGCGGUACGACAAGUCUGCCACCAAUAUCAAGGAUUCCCAGCUGUGGAUCGAAAUUGGGCAGGUCCCCUGGGCGACGAAGUACUCGACGUGGUACCACCAGUACAUUGCGUAUCCGAUCCAGGCGCUGACGGCGGCGAUCUUGCUGGAGGAGUAUACAAUCACGGAUCGGGGGACUUUCCUUUCUAUUGAUCCGGAAAUGCAGAAUCGGACGACUAUCUAUAAGGCGGCGACGGAUGCGCCGAGUGAUCCUUUGCUUAACCCGGCUCAUAUGCUUGUUGGGAAGGGAGCGGAGAAUGAGAAGAUGGCGGAUCGCUUUGCGCAGUGGGUUAUUAGCGCGGAGGGGCAGAAGGUUAUUGUUGGGUUUAAGAAGAAUGGACAGCAGCUUUAUACCGCUGCGCCGUCUAAUAAGACUGCGCAGUUUUAG
Molecule: messenger RNA, 912 nt
Organism: Penicillium paradoxum
Lineage: Eukaryota; Fungi; Ascomycota; Eurotiomycetes; Eurotiales; Aspergillaceae
Exons: 2
Coding region: 1-912 (303 amino acids)
Source: RefSeq, a predicted model, not a curated record